Molecule: messenger RNA, 450 nt
Organism: Xylaria bambusicola
Lineage: Eukaryota; Fungi; Ascomycota; Sordariomycetes; Xylariales; Xylariaceae
Exons: 1
Coding region: 1-450 (149 amino acids)
Source: RefSeq, a predicted model, not a curated record
AUGUCCUCCAGCGCCGACGACAAGUCUAGGGACUCGUCCCCAGCACCUCAGCAAGAGGCUGAGCCGCAAGAGCAGCAAGAGCAAACCCAGCGCCCCCAGACCCAAACCCGGGAGAAGUCUUCGGCACCCUCGGAGACGUCGGUCUCACGUCCUGCACGCCAGCGUCGUCGGAAUCGUCGCCGACAGGACUUCCAGCCGGAUGAUGAGACAGAUAACAAUCAGCAAAUGGCAACUCGGCAGCGACAGCAACCGCAACAGCAGAUGAUGCCACCACCCAUGUCACAGCAACAGAUGAUGCCGCAACAGCAGUAUCAGCAGCAGCAACAGGUGCAGCAGCAGAACGACGGCGGCAAGAGCGAUACGCUAAAGCUACGGCUGGAUUUGAAUCUUGAGGUUGAGGUCACGCUGAAAGCCCGCAUCCAUGGUGAUCUCACCUUGGCUCUAUUGUAA